Molecule: messenger RNA, 985 nt
Organism: Penaeus vannamei (Pacific white shrimp)
Lineage: Eukaryota; Metazoa; Arthropoda; Malacostraca; Decapoda; Penaeidae
Source: RefSeq, a predicted model, not a curated record
AGACAAGGCUGCAAGAUAGAGCCAGCGCACUCCCAAAGUCCACUGGCACUGGCACCAUCCGCGUGUACACAAGAUGGCCGCCGCGAAUCGAGAUCCACCUCUUCUGCGUUUGGUCGAGUCUGGAGACGCAAAGGGGGUACACGACGCCCUCGCCGCCCUCUCCGCCGACGCCCGCAAGGCUUUUUUGGCGGGAACCUCGGCUUCGUCAGGAGAUGGUGGCAGACGCUGCUCGAAGCCCCUCUUGCACGGGGCAGUCGAGAAGGACCAGAGGAAGAUGGUAAAGACGCUCCUCUCCUAUGGCGCUCAUGUAAAUGCCAAGGGAGGAAUACACGACUCCACCCCCCUGCACAUAGCAGCGGGCGAGGGCCACUUGUCGGUUCUUGAGAUCCUCCUGCAGAAGGGCGGGGACUUGAAGGCGAGGGACAACAGCGGUUCCACCCCGUUGCACUGCGCUGCCCGAGGAGGCCACGUGGCUGUGGUGGAGGCACUCGUCCAGAGGGGGAGUGAUAUCAGCGCCGUGGAGGGAGUAUAUAAAAGGACGGCCCUCCACUUGGCCGCUUCUGCAGGGCACCCGGCAGUGCUGGAGGCCCUUGCGAGGCGAGGGGCGGCCGUAGACGCCGUGGACGAAGAAGGCAACACGCCCUUGCAUCGAGCGGCCGCCAAGGGCAAUCUCCUGGCCCUGUGCACGCUGCUGGUGUUCGGAAGUUCCACGAAGAAGAGGAACAAGGAAGGGAAAACGCCCAUGCAACUGCUGACGAUAUCGCUUGCUAAGGCGAAGAAAUUAGUUGCAAUCGAGAACGAAAGGAUUAGAUUGCAACGGGAGAUCAGCAUCAUGGAUGAAGAACUCGCGAAGAUGGAGCGGGAGAAGAACAGGAGAUGCAACGCGAUGGAGGGCGAGGCAGCUGAUCUGCAGGAGGAAGUCAGAGAACUCAAGGAAAGGGCUAAGAAGAGGGAGGAGGCUUUCCGGUCUUUGGAGGUAUGUGGA